AUGCAAAUUCCGAAAGAUCUACGAAAUCUUUUAGCAUUGCAGAGUUUAAAUUUAUCCUUCAAUAAUCUUGAGGGAGAGGUACCAAUAAAAGAAAUUUUUGGAAAUGCGAGUGCAAUUUUAGUGAAUGGAAAUGAUCACCUUUGUGGAGGACUUGCAGAGUUACAAUUGCCUACAUGCACAAACCAAAGAUCUACGAAAUGGACAAAGUCCAAAGCUUUUAGAAUGGUUUUGGCAACAAUCGGUGUGGUUCUUGAUUCUGAUGGUUUUGGCUCUGUAUACAAAGGGAUUAUUAACCAAGAUGAAACAAUUGUUGCAGUCAAGGUACUCAACCUUCAAAAUCCAAAAGUUUACAAAAGCUUUAUGGCUGAAUGCAAAGCAUUAAGAAACAUUCGGCAUCGAAAUCUUGUCAAGAUUUUGACUUCAUGUUCAAGUCUUGAUUUGAAAGACAAAGAUUUUAAAGCCCUUAUUUAUGAGUUAGUGCCCAAUGGGAGUCUGGAUGAUUGGUUGCAUUUGCCAGUGGAUACAUAUAAUCAUUCAAGAAAUUUAAGCCUUUUUCAAAGAUUAAACAUCGCAAUUGAUGUGGCUUUUGCAUUGAAUUACCUUCAUCAUAAUUGUUAUGUGUCAAUUGUUCAUUGUGACUUAAAGCUAAGCAAUGUUCUACUUGACAGUGAUAUUACUGCACAUGUCAACGAUUUUGGUUUGGCGAAGCUAGUUUUAGAACCUGAUGACAAUCUACUUUUAGAACCUGAUGACAACCUGUCCCAAACUCAAACUAAAUAUGGCCUGGGUGCCAGGGCAACCAUACAAGGGGAUGUGUUCAGUUAUGUGAUCCUUUUAUUGGAGAUGUUCACAGGAAAAAGGCCAACAGACCAUAUGUUUACUGAUGACUUAAAUCUCCGUAACUUUGCAAAGGAAGCUUUACCUGUGCACGUUAUGCAAAUUUUAGAUCCAACACUCCUACCCAAAGAAGAAGAAAGUGAAGAAAUUGAAGAGUAUGCUGUCAACAGAACUGAAGGCCCUAGUCAUAGGACAAAUAAAUUGCAAGAUUGCAUAACAUCAAUAAUUGAAAUUGCACUCCAAUGUUCCAUGGAAUCUUCAAAAGAUCGUAUGAAUAUGAAUGGUGUUGUGAUGGGACUACAUUCAAUCAGAGAAAAUUUUUCUUGA
Macadamia integrifolia is the source of this 1164-nucleotide messenger RNA. RefSeq names its product receptor kinase-like protein Xa21. The record is from RefSeq and is a predicted model, not a curated record. NCBI's taxonomy places the organism in Eukaryota, Viridiplantae, Streptophyta, Magnoliopsida, Proteales, Proteaceae. Bases 1 to 1164 code for a protein of 387 amino acids. Gene Ontology annotation, molecular function: ATP binding; protein kinase activity. The transcript is spliced from 3 exons. Gene Ontology annotation, biological process: protein phosphorylation.